AUGGAAAAUCAACCAAAACGUAAUUUACAUAACCAUGAACGAAUUCAUAAGGAAAAACCAUAUUCAUGUGAUUUUUGUAAUAAAAAAUUUUCAUUUCAAUCUAAAUUAACGUUACAUAAAAGAAUUCAUACCGAAGAAAAACCAUUUUCAUGUGAAACUUGUGGUAAAUCAUUUACUACGUCUCAAAGUUUAAUUCAACAUAAUCGAAUCCACACGGGUGAAAAACCAUUUUCUUGUGAAAUUUGUGAUAAAAAAUUUCGUGAUCAAAGUAAUUUAAUUGUGCAUAAACGAACUCAUUCCGGUAAAAAACCAUAUUCUUGUGAAAUUUGUAAGAAAAAAUUUCGUCAUAAAAAUAGUUUGACUCAACAUAAACGAAGACAUACUGGUGAAAAUCAAUUUUCAUGUGAAGUGUGUGAUAAAACAUUUUCUCGAUUGUCCGGUUUAAUUCAACAUAAACGAUUACAUACAGGUGAAAAACCAUUUUCUUGUAAUAUUUGUGAUCGAAAAUUUAUGUGGCGUAAUACUUUUAUUGUACAUAAACGAUCUCAUUCGGGUGAAAAACCAUCUUCAUGUGAAGUUUGUUCAAGUAAUUCAUCAAAAAAACGAUUUUCUUGUGAAAUUUGUGAUAAAAAAUUUCGUGAUCGUAGUAAUUUAAUACAACAUAAACGAACUCAUACCGGGGAAAAACCAUUUUCUUGUGAUAUUUGUAAUAGAAAAUUUCGUUUCGUAGAUAAUCUCAAAAUACAUCGUAAACGAACACAUAUUGGUGAAAAAUCAUUUUCAUGUGAAGUGUGUGAUAAAAAUUUUAAUCAUCGUCAAGACUUAAUUGAGCAUAGAAGAAUUCAUACCGGGGAAAAACCAUUUUCUUGUAGUAUUUGUGAUCGAAAAUUUAGUUAUCGAAGUGGUUACAUUGUGCAUAAACGCGCUCAUAUUAAUGAUAAAUCAUUAUCAUGUAAAGUUUGUGAUAGAAAAUUUACUGAUUUACCCAGUUUAACGAUUCAUAGAAAAAUUCACAUCGAAGGCGACGAAGAAAAUGGUUUGAACAAAGAAAAAAAGGUUAAAAACGCAACACAUACCGGUGAUAAACCAUUUUCUUGUAAAAUUUGUGGUAAAUCAUUUUCACAAUCUCAACGUUUAAUUCUACAUAAUCGAAUUCAUACGGGUGAAAAACCAUUUUCUUGUGAAAUUUGUGAUAAAAAAUUUCGUUAUCCAGGUAAUUUUAGUGAACAUAAAAAAAGACAUGCUAGUGAAAAAUUAGUGAAAAACGAGAUUAUUGUAGAAGAAAAUAAAGAAAAAAAAGAAAAUAAAGAAAAAUUAAAUGUGGAGCAAAUAUUGAUUAAAGAGGAAGCAUUCGAAGAAAAUAAUACAAUUGUAGCUAAAGAUGAAACCAAUAAAUUGGAGGUUAAAACUGCUUCAAAAUGUGAAAAAAAUAAACAAUUUUCCUGUGAUUUUUGUAAUAAAUCAUUCAAACUACGAAUUUAUUUAAUUGUACAUCAACGCACCCAUACCGGUGAAAAACCAUUUUCAUGUGGAAUUUGUGGUAAAUCGUUUUCUCAGUCUCGAUAUUUAAUUACACAUAAUCGUAUUCACACUGGUGAAAAACCAUUUUCUUGUGAAAUUUGUGGUAAAUCAUUUUCACAAUCUCAACGUUUAAUUCUACAUAAUCGAAUUCAUACGGGUGAAAAACCAUUUUCUUGUGAAAUUUGUGAUAAAAAAUUUCGUUAUCCAGGUAAUUUUAGUGAACAUAAAAAAAGACAUACUAGUGAAAAAUUAGUGAAAAACGAGAUUAUUGCAGAAGAAAAUAAAGAAAAAUUAAAUGUGGAGCAAAUAUUGAUUAAAGAGGAAGCAUUUGAGGAAAAUAAUCCAAUUACAGAUGAAAAUGAAACCACUAAAGAGGUUGGAACUGCUUCAAAAUGUGAAAAAAAUAAACAAUUUUCCUGUGAUUUUUGUAAUAAAUCAUUCAAACUACGAACUAAUUUAAUUGUACAUCAACGCACUCAUACCGGUGAAAAACCAUUUUCAUGUGAUUUUUGUGAUAAAAAAUUUCGCAGUCAAUCUUGUUUAAUUGUCCAUAAACGAAUUCAUACCGGAGAAAAACCGUUUUCUUGUGGAAUUUGUGGUAAAAAAUUUUCACAACAAAGUGGAUUAUAUCUACAUAAAAGAGUGCAUACGAGAGAAAAACCGUUUUUUUGUGAAGUUUGUGAUAGAAAAUUUACUGAUUCACGUAGUUUAACGAAACAUAAAAGAAUUCACAGCCAAGGCGAUGCAGUAUUUGAAGAAGAAAAUGAUUUAAUUAAAGAAGAAUUACUUGAAAUUAAUGAAGACCCCCUUUUACUUGGAUUAGAUAAUGAAUAA
Molecule: messenger RNA, 2355 nt
Organism: Chrysoperla carnea
Lineage: Eukaryota; Metazoa; Arthropoda; Insecta; Neuroptera; Chrysopidae
Product: zinc finger protein 208-like
Exons: 4
Coding region: 1-2355 (784 amino acids)
Source: RefSeq, a predicted model, not a curated record